Molecule: messenger RNA, 1071 nt
Organism: Phaeodactylum tricornutum CCAP 1055/1
Lineage: Eukaryota; Bacillariophyta; Bacillariophyceae; Surirellales; Neidiaceae
Exons: 1
Coding region: 4-1071 (355 amino acids)
Source: RefSeq, a predicted model, not a curated record
AACAUGAAUAAAAGUCCGAUACGAUCAGCGCCGGUAGUGAGUCUUCUGUCGCCGUCGCCGCUGGCUUCACGGAGGGCGCGGGCGUGGUUCCAAAAGUACACUAGUUUUGAACCGACGCCGGUAUCUGACUCUGACUGUGGCGAUGACCGUCUCGACCGAACUUUUCGCAGUACGUUCCUUCCGAGCAUAUCGUGGGAUUCAUGCGAGAUGAAAUGCGCUUCUUCGGGAGUUCAAUUACAUCUUUUGUCGAUCCAAUCAUCCAAGACAGAUACGGACGGAUAUCAUGAAUUGCUGGCUUUGGAACAUCACGCCGACAGUAUACAGGAUACUCGUGAUAGGAUUGCGGAGUGCUUUCAAGAGGCUGGUUUGUAUAUAAACAUGCGGUAUGCCUUAGGUCGUCCUAUCCGAUCAGAGCAUUUGCUAGGAAAGUCUGGUCUUCCGAUUGUGGAUUGGUCGAGCCCGAGCUCUGUCUUGAAAGAUUCAUCCAAUAUGAUUCCUGCUCUUGGGUCGCUUAAAGAAAUUGUUAUUCCAGCAGACAAUAAGGCGACCUAUCCCGAUGGCAAAUCGCUCCUUGGAAAGUUCGCAGCAUGUGACAUGCGUCAAAGUGCGACUGGUCUAUAUGUCCUGGGUCCGUCGCUUUGCUUGAGACCUUUGCCAACAGCUUCCGAAGAUCGACAUAUGAGUGCCCCUUCUCUUAUUUUCCAUGUUGACCAUAUCGAAUCUUACUCCGAGUCGAAGGCGUAUGGCUCUGCCAAAAUCGGCUAUAAUGGUUAUGGUAAGGGACAAGUCAUGGUGCGUCAUCCUGAUGUGAUUGGUUUGGACAUACGAUUUUGUGAGAACAAGAAACGUAGCAGCAUGUUUGCGGAGGCGCAGGAAUCUUUGUUGGCCGGUUCCUUAGAGCAGUUGCAGUCCAAGCAUGUGCUGGAUGGCGCCAAGGGAGAGCUCGAUCCCAAAAUGAAUCAAGUAGACUGCUGGGUAGAAUUCCGUGCAAACAUUGCCAACCCAGCAGGCUUCCUGUCCAAUCCUCGUAGACUAAAGGUUGCCAAAGCACCAAAUAUUCCUUUUGAAUAG